CCUCAGCCCUGGAGCUCCGCCGGGCUUGGGUGGGCCCCUACCGCGGAGGCACCGGCGGCGGCGAGAGUGACAGCGACCGCGCGAGGCCCGGACGGAAAUGGCGAUGGCGAUGUCGGAUAGCGGGGCGAGCCGCCUGCGGCGGCAGCUGGAAUCGGGCAGCUUCGAGGCGCGGCUGUACGUGAAGCAGCUCUCGCAGCAGUCGGACGGGGACCGGGACCUCCAGGAGCACCGGCAGCGCAUCCAGGCGCUGGCGGAGGAGACGGCGCAGAACCUGAAGCGCAACGUCUACCAGAACUACCGGCAGUUCAUCGAGACGGCGCGCGAGAUCUCCUACCUGGAGAGCGAGAUGUACCAGCUCAGCCACCUGCUGACGGAGCAGAAGAGCAGCCUGGAGACCAUCCCGCUGACCCUGCUGCCGGCCGCCGCCGCCGCCGGGGCCGCCGCGGCCUCGGGAGGGGAGGAGGGAGGCGGGGCGGCGGGGGGCCGAGACCACCUGCGGGGCCAGGCUGGCCUGUUCCCCACCCCCGGGGGCGCCCCCCGCGACGGCGCGGGUCCGGGCGAGGAAGGGAAGCAGCGCACUCUCACCACGCUGCUGGAGAAGGUGGAGGGCUGCCGGCACCUGCUGGAGACGCCCGGGCAGUACCUGGUGUACAACGGGGACCUGGUGGAGUACGAGGCGGACCACAUGGCCCAGCUGCAGCGGGUGCACGGCUUUCUCAUGAACGACUGCCUGCUGGUGGCCACCUGGCUGCCCCAGCGGCGGGGGAUGUAUCGCUACAACGCCCUCUAUCCCCUGGAUGGCUUGGCCGUGGUCAAUGUCAAGGACAACCCGCCCAUGAAGGACAUGUUUAAGCUGCUGAUGUUUCCCGAGAGCCGCAUUUUCCAGGCGGAAAAUGCCAAAAUCAAACGCGAGUGGCUGGAAGUGCUGGAGGAAACCAAGAGGGCCCUGAGCGAGAAGAAGCGUCGGGAGCAGGAGGAGGCCGCCGCCCCUCGAGGGCUGCCCCAAGUGGCUGCCAAGGCCAGCAACCCGUUCGAGGAGGAGGAGGAAGACGAGCCGGCCGCUCCCGAGGUGGAAGAGGAGAGGGUGGACCUGUCCAUGGAGUGGAUCCAGGAGCUGCCGGAAGACCUGGAUGUCUGCAUUGCCCAGAGGGACUUCGAAGGCGCCGUCGACCUGCUGGACAAGUUGAACCGUUACCUCGAAGAUAAGCCCAGUCCACCUCCCGUAAAGGAACUCCGGGCCAAAGUGGACGAGCGUGUGCGACAGCUGACCGAGGUGCUGGUGUUCGAACUCUCCCCGGGCCGGUCCCUGAGGGGCGGCCCCAAGGCUACCCGCCGGGCCGUGUCUCAGCUCAUCCGGCUGGGCCAGUGCACCAAGGCCUGCGAGCUGUUUCUGCGGAACAGGGCGGCAGCCGUGCACACGGCCAUCCGGCAGCUGCGCAUCGAGGGCGCCACUUUACUCUACAUUCACAAGCUGUGCCACGUCUUCUUCACCAGCCUUCUCGAAACCGCCAGGGAGUUCGAGACGGAUUUCGCGGGCACGGACAGCGGCUGCUACUCGGCCUUCGUGGUCUGGGCAAGGUCGGCCAUGGGCAUGUUCGUGGAUGCGUUCAGCAAGCAGGUGUUUGACAGUAAGGAGAGCCUGUCGACCGCCGCCGAGUGCGUGAAGGUGGCGAAGGAGCACUGCCAGCAGCUGGGGGACAUCGGCUUAGACCUCACCUUCAUCAUCCACGCCCUUCUGGUGAAAGACAUCCAGGGGGCCUUGCACAGUUACAAAGAAAUCAUCAUCGAGGCCACGAAGCACCGCAACUCGGAGGAGAUGUGGAGGAGGAUGAACUUGAUGACGCCGGAGGCGCUGGGCAAGCUCAAGGAGGAGAUGAGGAGCUGCGGGGUGAGCAGCUUCGAGCAGUACACCGGGGAUGACUGCUGGGUGAACCUGAGCUACACGGUGGUCGCCUUCACCAAGCAGACCAUGGGCUUCCUGGAGGAGGCGCUGAAGCUGUACUUCCCGGAGCUGCACAUGGUGCUUCUGGAGAGCCUCAUGGAAAUCAUCCUGGUGGCCGUUCAGCACGUGGACUACAGCCUCCGCUGCGAGCAGGACCCGGAGAAGAAGGCCUUCAUCCGCCAGAACGCGUCCUUCCUCUACGAGACGGUCCUCCCUGUGGUGGAGAGGAGGUUUGAAGAAGGCGUGGGGAAACCCGCCAAACAGCUCCAGGACCUGAGGAACGCCUCUCGGCUUAUUCGUGUGAAUCCCGAGAGCACAACCUCCGUGGUCUGAUGCCCGGACCUGUUCAUAUGUACACGUAUAUAUUGCUUCUAUAUUAUUUAUAUUUAUGUCCGACUGCAUUAGCUUCGUCUCUGUAGUCUCAAACACAGCUUAACAAUAAAAGGUGCCCUCUCAGAUAGAAAUCCAACAGGAGAAAGAGAAAAAAAUGUUCAAUGAAGCCCAAAUAACAAAAAAUUGCAAUGAAUAAAGUAUAUAACAUGCUUUCCUUUUAAAUUAUGCUAACUCUCUAAUGAAUAUAUUGUCACACUGUUAUCAUUUCAGUUUAUCCUUUGAGUCCAAACAUACUCUCUCAUAGUAUAUAUUAUGCAGCAACAGGGAAAUAAUAUCUGUAAGUGUUUUAUGCAAAGUUUUCCAGUUCACCAAAAUGUUAGGUUUCUAAAAGGGUCCAGUGCCACCUAAAACACUCUGCUUCAUAUACUUCCCCACAUUCAAAUGUGAUGGAACAAUUUGGGGGAAAGAAAGGAGUUGAGAAAAUUGGUUUUAGGGUACAUUUUGUUCAAAAGAAUUCUUACGUGAAAAUAGCUAGUUUGUGCAAAUAUUCUGAUCCUUAUACAAGAGGAAGCUUUCAUAAACCAUUUCAGCAGAUAUUUCCAAUGUGAUUCCAAUGGCUAAUUAUUUUCAGCUGCUAAUUAGUGGUUUUAUAAUGGGUUUGAGAGCAUUUACUUGAAAAUCUUAGGGACUAUGAUAAAUUCCCCCCCGCCCCCCCCAACAUAUUCCUGAACUGUGUGAAUGCUCAGCUAGAGCAUUUGUCUUUAUCAUUAAGAAAAUAAGAAUCAGGACACAUUGAGGAACUGGCAGUACCAGUGAGUUUUAGCUGCCCCUCCCCGCUCCUAUAGUGGCUCAGACUUCAUGCACAUGGGAGAAAAGUUUUCAUUGAAAUACUUGUUUAGAUUUCAGGGUCUGGUGGAUGGGAAAUUAGAAAAAAAUCAUAUGCAAACCCCAUGGUGUUCUCAAGUAUAACUUUUUUUAAAUUGUUUUAAAGUAUUACAUGUCUCCUUUUCCCCUGAUUGAUAACUGGUUUUUUAAAAAACAUGUUUUUAUUGAUUUUAGAGAGAAAGGAAGGGAGAGGGAUAGAUAAAAAAACAUCAUGAGAGAGAGACAUCGAUCAUCUGCCUCCUGCACACCCCCCUACUAGGGAUCGAGCCUGCAACCCAGGCAUGUGUCUUGACCGGGAAUCUAACCAGUGACCUCCUGGUUCACAAGUCAGUAUUCAACCACUGACCACACCAGGUAGGCUCAAGUAUAACUGCUUUGAGUAGAGAAUUGUUUUUGCUUUUUUUGUAACAAAGUGGAGAACAGAAAGAUGAGACGAAAUGUACCCAAAACGAAGAAAGGAAAAGAAACUACAGGCUGCGUUUUUGUUGUAGUUUUAUCUUUUGUUUUACUUGCUUUGUUUUUUAAAGUGAACAGAAUGCUUACUUCAGAUUCUUUCCGGAAAACGAAAAUAACUGAAGAGAUUUGAAUUUCCCAAGGUUUCUAAUCUGUUGCUUCUAUUGUAUGUUGAUUGUAUACAAUGCCUCAUACUUCGGAGAAAUGGUGCCAGCUGAGAUCCAUUUCCCACUAGUUUGGAGUUGUGAUUCUUAUCCAUUCCUAAUGCCAUUACUUCAAAAGGUCAUUUCUCUUAUCUAAAUAAAAAUAGUGGUCUGAAGACUGUGGAAAUUAUGUAAAACCACAAAUAGGUUCCAGAAUACUGGCUUAGAAUUGUAACGUUUCUUGAGUUAAUUUGACUCAUGCCAGAGGAUCCUUUUAUUUUUAGCUAGGCCUAUUGAAAAGGUUGAAAAUAAUCAAAGUUACAGAUUUUCCUUGACUAAUUCUUUUUUUGCAUAUCUAGGAUUUCCUAGAUAAUAACCACACUGGAUAUUUCAGCUGAACAAAAAGAGUUAUAACAUGUCUUUUAAGAUCACUGGAAACUUAGAUUUGAUUUUUAAAAAAUUUGUAAUAAUUUUGUGCCACUUACAGUUUCUAAAAUGAUAUUGUUUGGGACACAUCCUGUGUGACUCUUUGACGCUGGGUACAUAAAAACGAUCCUUCUGAAAUCAGAACUUCUUUUAAGGCAUGAAGUUGUCAAAACCUAAAUGUGUACACUCCGAUAUGUAGAUGGUUGCUUCUUCAUGGGACCGUCCGCUCUUUAGAACCGGAAGUCGGAAUUUUCUUCUGUUCCAGCUGAAGGAAGUGUGCUGGCCGCCAGUUCCUGUGGGAGGCUGGCUGAGGACCACCAACGUUGAGCGUGUUCCAUUGAGCCAGGAGACCAGUUACUUGGCCGCUCUUCAAAGUGGGGGCACAGCUCCUCUCUCUAGUUCUUGUCUCACUGGACCCCAAGUCCAGUUCUAAAACUUGAACGCGCUCAGGGGGCGUCCAGAAUGUAGCACCCGCUGCCAUGUACCACUCACGGGCUGAGUGCCUCAUCUGCUGUCACCUGUGCUUUGUUUGAAUCACAGACUUGAUUGAACUCAUUGCCGUUGAGAAGACACCCUGUGGAAUUAAGUCUCUUUUUUUAUGAAAGCCUCAUGUCACAGAAGUGCUGAAAACUCGCUUAUUUUUGUUUAAGAUACUACCUAGAGAGUUAAAUGACCCGCAUUUGUAUUUUGCAACUUGCUUACCCGGGAUUGGGAAUUGGGACUUGACCUGCAGUAUGAAAUCAGCCUAUGUACAUUUUGCCUAUGGGUAUGCGGUGACAGGAGGAAAUCUGAAAUGUUUAUCAAAAUAAAGCUGACAACUUUUCUUACACUGGAUAAACUUGGUUGACAUUAC
Messenger RNA from Eptesicus fuscus (big brown bat), 5035 nucleotides. It is a transcript of the gene EXOC8, whose product is annotated as exocyst complex component 8. Gene Ontology annotation, cellular component: exocyst. The record is from RefSeq and is a predicted model, not a curated record. The coding region runs from base 98 to 2275 and encodes 725 amino acids. NCBI's taxonomy places the organism in Eukaryota, Metazoa, Chordata, Mammalia, Chiroptera, Vespertilionidae. Gene Ontology annotation, biological process: intracellular protein localization; Golgi to plasma membrane transport; exocytosis. The transcript has a single exon.